Molecule: messenger RNA, 9171 nt
Organism: Mustela lutreola (European mink)
Lineage: Eukaryota; Metazoa; Chordata; Mammalia; Carnivora; Mustelidae
Gene: MBNL3
Product: muscleblind like splicing regulator 3
Exons: 9
Coding region: 873-1937 (354 amino acids)
Molecular function (GO): metal ion binding
Source: RefSeq, a predicted model, not a curated record
AAUGGCGGCAUUCAGUACGCACCCCUGCUAAAGGCUCUCCCGGCUCCGGGGCCACCUCGCGCAGCGCUGCUUUUGCUUCUGCCUCUAACAGAUGGCAUGUGCCGCUGUCGCUGCUGCUGCCCCCGCCACUGCCGCGGAUAGCAGGACCCCUUAGCCCCUGGGUUUGCGCUCGCAGCAGAAGGUUUCUGAAAAGUGCCUUUUCUGAACGCUGCUGCUUCGAUUCCCCUCUAGAGCUGUUUGCUUAUAAACCCCUCUCCCUCCCCAGCCCCCAAACUUGGUUUGCUCGUAGUUCAGUCUCAACAACUUGUCCAUUCUCUUUUCCCUUUGAUUCCCAGUUUCCCUAGUCAUUUUCCCUCCUCCUGACUUCGCGGCACGUUUUAUUUUUUCAGUUGUCCCAUCCUUACCAAUCUUAAUCAUUAGAUCCAAGGAAUAGGGAGAAAAACAUUUCUCCCCUUGAUCUGAAACCAUUCCACAAAUUGAAGGGCAACCAGCAGUGUACGCUUUUUGCAAGAAUAAUUGAAAACAUCAGCUAAAGAGCACAGAAUUCUUUUGAAAGCCUGCCAGUUAUUAUUGGAAGUAACUUUGGCAGAGGAACAAAUUAAACACUCAAUAUCUUAACCUUUCUGGUUGCCUUCUUAGGAGUUGGUCUCCCGUUUAAUUUUUAGCUGUUCUGAUACAAUUUUUAUUUUGCGAUUGGCUUUUUGUUUGAUCAGACCAAAUUUUGGCUGGGACGAAAACCUAAGUGCUAACAAAGAAGCAUUUCAGCAAAGCAACCUCAUCGCUUCGCAUCUAGCUUGAAUUCACUUUUAACCUUUUAACAGCACUGAAACUGUCCUAAAGAGGGUGCACUUGAUUCUAACUUCGCUUUCAAUAUGACGGCGGUCAAUGUCACCCUGGUUCGAGACACCCAGUGGCUGACUUUAGAAGUCUGCAGAGAAUUUCAGAGAGGAACCUGCUCUCGAGCCGAUGCAGACUGCAAGUUCGCCCAUCCGCCGAGAGUCUGCCAUGUGGAAAAUGGUCGAGUGGUGGCGUGUUUUGAUUCCUUAAAGGGUCGCUGUGCCAGAGAGAACUGCAAGUACCUUCACCCUCCUCCACACUUAAAAACUCAGCUGGAAAUUAAUGGACGCAACAAUCUGAUCCAACAAAAGACCGCCGCGGCCAUGUUCGCCCAGCAAAUGCAGUUUAUGCUCCAGAAUGCUCACAUGUCAUCACUUACUUCUUUUCCUAUGAAUCCAUCACUUGCGGCUAAUCCUGGAAUGGCUUUCAAUCCUUACUUACCUCAUCCUGGGAUGGGCCUGGUUCCUGCUGAGCUCAUACCGAAUGCCCCCAUUCUGAUUUCUGGAAACCCGCCUCUCGCAUUGCCCGCAGCUGCUGGUCCCAAACUGAUGCGUUCGGAUAAACUGGAGGUUUGCCGAGAAUUCCAGCGUGGAAAUUGUACCCGUGGUGAGAACGAUUGUCGCUAUGCUCACCCUACGGAUGUUUCCAUGAUUGAGGCAAGUGAUAAUACCGUGACAAUCUGCAUGGAUUACAUCAAGGGACGAUGCACCCGGGAGAAGUGCAGGUACUUUCAUCCUCCUGCACACCUGCAAGCCAAACUCAGGGCAGCUCAUCACCAGAUGAACCACUCAGCUGCCUCUGCUAUGGCCCUCCAGCCUGGUAUGCUUCAACUGAUUCCAAAGAGAUCGGCACUUGAAAAGACCAAUGGUGCCACUCCGGUCUUUAACCCCAGUGUUUUCCACUGCCAGCAGGCUCUGGCUAACCUGCAGCUCCCGCAGCCGGCAUUUAUCCCUGCAGGGCCAAUACUGUGCAUGGCACCUGCUUCAAGUGUUGUGCCCAUGAUGCACGGCGCGCCUCCUACCACUGUGUCUGCGGCAACAACACCUGCCACCAACCUUCCGUUCGCUGCGGCGGCUACAGGCAAUCAGUUGAAAUUCUGAACAACAGAGUUACGGAGUAUCAAGAUCUCUCCAUGAGAACCUCCAUAUGGCCUUUCCAUGUAUAUUCUCGUAGGUCCUCUUCUACCAAUGCAACAAUAAGUGUGGUGCGGUCAAUAUAUUAAACAAAACGCAUAGACCAACCAACAGAUUCAAUUGACAAAACCAGUAAAGCGUUAAACAGUCAGUGGAGAUGUUAAAACAGCAUAGAAAAAUGAGUAACUACCAUUUAUCUUAUUUGAAUUAGUAGGUAGAACGUGACCGUAAAGUUUUGUAGUCUGUUGCAUUAUUCUUUGUGAUUUUCCAAUAACCAUUAUGCUGAGUGAAUCUCCACAGUGGGUAAAUGUUCGUCUGUUUUGAAGUGUUACCUUACUGUUUUGUUUACACAGUAGUCUAUUGGGUUGAUUUAGAAUGUAACAAAGGUAUCCAGUACCAUUUUCCUCACUGUUGUAUUGUAUUGUAUUGUGGUGUGUUGUGUUAGAUUUUUACAUACUAUAGUGUUUUCCUCUAGGUGUUUGGUGUUUGAUUUCAACUAAAAUAUUACUAACGGGAAACAGAAAUAUGUGCGUUUGAAAAACAUAACAGAUUAAUGUUAAUAUGCUUUCUCUCUCUUCAGAACAUUUCUGUAAGUUUCUUGAGGCAGACAUUCAUUACAAACAUGCAUGUGUAUAAUUUGUACCUGCCGAUCUGACCUUGCAUAAUACAAUCACAUGACUAGGGUUUUUGGAGGGAGAGAGAAAUAAUUAUCUGCAGAAAAAAAAAAAAACAGGGAACUUCUGAAAAUAUGAACCCCUAAUGUCACUCCUCAAAAAGCUUACAGAAUUACAGUUCACCCUUAAAGGAAUUUCUCAGCAUUUAUGUGAAGUGCCCAUUACGUUUCUUGUGGUUCAAGGAUCCUAUCUCCUAGGUUAAGCAUCUAAAGCUGAACUAUUUGUCAAUUUCAGCUGAAUAUUGGUAUUUGGAGCUUUAAAAGUAUGCUUGAUUGUAGGUUAUAAAUUAAACAGGAAGGUGAGGGCGUGGAGAUAGUUUUCACAUUUUAGAGGAAAGUGCUGGAAAACCAUUGCAACGUGACCUUUUAUACAAGUGCCAUUCUCUGGCUGAAAAUGGUGCAUUCUCUUUAGACUACUCUGAAUAAUAGGCAAUCUUGCAAAAGUCAGGGUGAAAGGGAAUUGGUUCCAAGUGAGGCCUUUCCUUCCCAAAUGGAUAGCCUUCCCCGCUGAUCACAGCUGGAGCGUGAAUAUAGGUCUGGAGAAACAGUGGGGGUGAGGAGGAGGGUAGGAAGGCAUUUCAAGUGAGUCUUUGGUUUACUCACAACUGCUAGAAAGGCCGUCCACAGUUGACUUUAGCUUCUGUUCACACGAAUUUCCAGUUCUGUUGAACACUUCAACGAGGGAACCAGCCUCUGUGUCAAGUUGCCUUUCCCAGACUUUAUUGACAACAGAGCCAUACCGUAACCAAGCCUUUUUUUGUUUCUUCAUUUAGAUUUGUUUGUUUUUAUAUGUAUUUGAAAACUGUAAUAGAGAGGUUCUCAGCACCCUUUGGUUGAGACAGACCAGCUGUGCUCCAUGGAGUUGAGCUGAAUUCACAUUACUAAUCCUCCUGAAAUAAUUGUGUGACCAAGUAAAAUGGUUCCCUAAGAUACUUCACAUCAACCUAGGUUUAAUAUUUUCUACUAAAUACAUAUUCUUUCACUAGAAAGCAUACAGUCAGCAAAUUUAAUACAUAUAGCGGGUUUGUUUUCCUUCGUGAAAAUGACAAGCCAAGAGAAAAUUGGAUUUAGGAUUCCUUAAGCUGGCUAACAGCAUUUGAAUCACAGAACAACGGAGUUGGCACAACCUUCUCAAGAGGGAUGAAACUAGGGCCCGGGGCACAUGACCUGCCCAUGGCUACCUACCUAAUCGGUGGCAGUGAGACCCAGAAAAAUCUCCCAACUUUUGGUUGUUCCUCUGUUUCGUGCUGUUGGUGCUUCAGAACAUUUGAAACUCUAAUCCUAAAGCAGAUCCAUUCUGCUCAGAAUACAAAUGAGCAAAAUUAGCUGCACGUAGCUGAUAACCUGUUGUUCCUGAUGCUCCAUCCCGAAUCACGGUCAUCAGUCAUUUCUAAAUGGUCUUGCUUGUGUCAAGACACUGUUGUCUGUUAACAGUAUUGCCUGGCUUUAGAGAACCAGAGGGGUCCAGACUUUGACCUGUUGAUUCUUUGAACCACUUCAUUUCUGUUUCCCAAAAUCUUAACCUUGUGAAAUAACUUGUGUAUAGAUCCUGUGCCAGUGCCUCUCCAGAAAGGCAGAGCUAAUCCCACAAACCCAGGAAGGAAGCACCCAAGCUAGUCUGGGCUUCUUCCUUAAGGGAGAUAGAGAUGUCUUCAGUGUGAAACGAACUCUUUUGUGUAGUUUUGAUGUUUUGAUACAAUGUACUGUCUCACUUAACCCUUUAAACUUCUGUCGAAGAUGUAAGUAGACCAGAAGUGUAGUGUACUGUGGUUUUUAUGAUGCUGUGAGCGCUGGAAGACAUCAGUGAUGACUUAUUUUUCAGUAAGAGUUCAGUGAAGGAUAUUCAGGUAGUUGGAGUUUGGGGUGCCACAAUAUUUGAAAGAGUUGGCAUUGUAAAAGUUAACUUUGUAAGUGAAUUUAAAGAAAGAAGAUUCAAGGCUCUAAAGUUUUGAUCAGAUGCAAAAGAACGUUGACAAAAAUGUAAUUGUAAGAUAGCACUCUUUAAACUAGUUGUGCAAUGAUAGCACUCUUUAAACUAGUUGUGCAAUGACUUAAUGCAGAUUCUCUUUAUUCAAGAAAAGAAACAAAGAAACGAGAGUCAUUAGACUAUAAAUUUCCAGUUAAAAAGUCAAGUCACAAAACUAAUCAGUGACUCUAAACAAUAAUUUACUGGAUGAAUUGUAUAUAUAAAAUUCUAACCACUUGUGAUUCUUAGUUGACAUUUUAUAAGCUUUGUAUUGUACAAGGGCCUCUUAUUUAUCCACAAUUAUUGUUUUUGUCUGUUUCUCUCAGCCUUUUGCAAAAAUAGGCAAGAGUACUGAAACUUGGAUAAAACAGGUCAGGUAUACAGAGAAAACAAUCUAAUCUAAAAGUUAUCUGUUAAGAAGUUUUUAGUAGUUCAAAAAAAUUUUUGAAGGCACUAUGUGAACAGAAGUAUAUUUUAAAGAGGGAUUAAGAUGAAAUUAAAACCAAAUGGAUUCAUAAAAUUGCUAUUUAAAUACAGUAUUUACUUUUGCAAUUGGAGCAUGAAUCUCUAACCAACUGUUGCAUUUCAUCUCACUUGUCUAGACUAGAGUCUAAUUUGUAGUUCAUUGUCAAGUGAAAAGCCAUCUUCUCCCUCCUCCAUCAACCUUUGCCAUCCGUUUUUGAACAUGCGAAAGCACUUUGAUCUUGCCAUUAAGUGUUGUCCUGUACCACGGGGCUGUGUUCACUAAGGUUCCAACUUACUUUAGUCUGUAGGGUAGGCUGUGAUGCACAGUGUGAUUAGAAACUGGAAUCCUCUUUCUUUUUGUCCUUUCUCCAUUUCUACACAUAUUGAAAUAGAAGUAGAAAAAUAGGCUCUCUCCCAGUUGUGUUGACUAGAUGUAGGAAGAUAGUGACCUCAUUGUUAAUUUUACCAGUGCCUGUCGAAGGCACCAGAAGAAUAGUAUCUAAAAGAGUAUCACAAAUUUGUUUGCAAACUUAGUUGAUAGCAUCCUCAAACUGUAGAUAAUGAUUGCAAAGAUAGGUUCUGAGCACCAAGUCACUAACUGGUGCCAGGUUUUCAUUUUUCUUUUGAGUUUUUAAGGUUUUUAUUAGACUACAUUUUUAUAUCUCUAAGUCACUAACAAAUUUAACGUUGCAGGAGAGUUAGAGAGGAGUGUAAGAUUUACUACAUGUACUCAACCCAUCUAGAUAGCUUCCAAACUGACACCGAAACAUGACAAAAUGUAGAUUAUAGUCCGUAACUAUUCUUUACAGUUCAGAACAAACUUAACUUUAUAUACAAAUCAUAAUUUUUAACUAAUUAUAUUUAGUUGUUGCAUUAGCAACAAAACUACAACAUGGCUACCUUUAGACACGUGGUUUUUGUGAUAAUUUUACUUGUUAACUAUACAUGGUUUUUGACAGUAUGAGCAUGUAGAAGGUACAGCUCAAAACUCAGAGAACAGAUCUGGCUAACUUUGUCUUUAAUCCCACCUUGCCACGCAAAAGCUGCAUUUGUGUCCUUGUUUGACUUUCUCAUCAAAAAGUUUACAACACAUGGAUUCUAGAGUCAGGCUUUAUAGCGAAUAGAAUUUGUUGUGUGGAUAGGGUUAUUCCACAGUAUUUCAACUUCAAAACGUGAUCAUUGCACUUCUAAUCUAUUACCUGACCUUUUUUCAUAACGUUACUUACUCUGAAUCUGAAUUAUUCUAGGCAGGAGGCAUAGCUGUCCCUACAAAAAUUCUCUUUUCUGGAAUUACAUACCCACCCCAACACAUCCAGAUGAGGGUUAGAGAAAGAUGGAUGUGUAUUUUGAAAUGAAUUCAUUCAUAUUUGUAAAACCUUGUGUAAAAAUACUGUGGAAUGACCCCUUAACAGUGUUUGAGAGACAUAUGCUGCAGUUAACUGAUGGUCUCAGUUAGGGUGCGACUGUGUGAGACACACCUUUUUUGCACUUAUGUACAUAGUCCAUGAACGCUAUGCUUGGAGCUUUUGUUUUUUAAAUAUAAGAGAUCUGUGAUAAUAGCGAAAAAGUUAGUAAGAUAGUUAUUUCUAAGGCCUUGAGAAGGAGGGGGGGUUUGCUAGAAGACUUAGCUAAAGCACGAUGUUGCUUUGCUGUUGAGGAGGCUUUCUGGUUUGCUACGGUUCACCAAUAGAAAAGACUUGUAACAGGUUAGGGUCACCUUCAGCUAGCUAACAGCACUGACCAAGAACGAAGAUCCCUCAUGUUUUUUGCAAAACCAGUAGGAAAGAUUGUUGACUUUUUAGAUUAAUCUCCACUGUAAACAUACACACACACACACACCCCAGGCAGGUUUCUGAAAGGUUUUCUUUUUUCAAUGGUUGCAAUUACCUUCUCAUUUUGAUCAACUUAGAUUUCAUGUUUCACGGAAAAGUACCAAUUGAGAGGUAUUCCUUACAUCAGUUAAUAUCCACUUAAGUGACCAUUAAAAGUGUUAAUGUUCAUCACUACUUCUUUAAAACGCAGAUCCCAAAACCCAACUGGCAACCAUUGAAAGACUUAAUUUCACAGUUGCGUAUGGCCAGCUCAGGGCAUUUCAUUCCCUCCAACAGAAGAAGAAAGAAAUGCUCCUGGCUCAACUUUAUAAAUGUUUUUACUUACCUUAUACCUGUUCAGUGGAAGCUGUCCUCUGACUUGCCUUUACCGGAUUAGAAAGUGCUUCACGGUGCCAUACAGCCUCCUACUGUUUUAACUAAACAUAAGAGAACCAGCCCAGAUCUCACAUAUUUAGGAGUUGGAAAAGGAUGUUUCAAUCAGACCAUUUCUGUCAAUUUCAGCUCCCUGAUCACCUACCAUUCCCCCAUCUAACUUUUUGUUGCCUCCAGGCAAUGAGGUCAGAAAGGUAUGAGGAUAGGUCACAGGAGGAAGUGAGAAGGAACAUAGGUUCCUUCCUUGGAGAAGGAACCCACCCUGGGAACAGGGGAGCUGGUAUCAGUAUCGCUACCCAUCUUGCUGGUUCUCCCUUACAGAGAGAGGAAAACGAGCCAAAGCCAGAAAGCAGUCCAAGCCUUACAGUUGUCCAAUAGCUCAGGGUCAGUUGGUUAGAAAUUUCUGUCUUUUUUUUCCCCCCUUCAGCCCUUAAUCACUCAAGAGUCAGCUCUGCAACUAACAGCCUGACCAUCUGACCAGCAUCUGCGCUGGUCCACUUGUAAGCAUUCACACAUUCUAUAGUUAGGGACUCCCAACUUCCACCUCACCACCAGCAUAUUUUCCCUACUUACCCUGUGUUCUUGUUUUGAUAGUCCUCUGUGAACCUAUAAGCCACAACAAUAUAUUUUCAUAAAGCCAAGAGAAAUAUACAAUUUUAAGUGAAGAAUCAUCUAUAAUAUAGUAAGUAUGAACCUAAAAGCAUCACAAAGGAGAACCAAUUAAUUGAUGACACAUUAUCCAUGCUGACCACCAUUGGGUCACACUCUUUGGAGCUGAAACACAGGGGCUGUGUUUCGGUGAGUCAGAUUAGAGAAGGAAACAUAACAAAAGAUGAGAUGACUUGAGACCCAAAAAGGAUCUCUGCUAGUAAACCCAGGAAAGGGCUUCACUGGACUAGUCCAUACAGUUUCCAGCCCCUCCACUUGCCUCUGCCUAGGAAAGAACUACCCAGUAAUACUCCAAAGCAGCCUGAUUCCACAGAAAUUUUAUCUUUAAAUAGAACCCAUCCUCAAUAACAGUAGACCAAAAAGAAAAAAAAUGUACCACUUUAAGUCCCAACUAUUUGAAGUUAUUGCAAAAAUUCUCACUAGUCACCUUCUACAUCAUAAUCCUUUAAUUUCUUUCUUAAAGUACCUCUGUAACAAGACCUAAAAGUAACCCCACUUUAGGCCAUGCUUUUUCUCCCAAAACACACAACCUACAGAUUUAUCUGUCAUAGAACUGCAUGGUUGCAAAGCUUUAUUUCUGUAUACGGAUGCUGUCUGUUCGUGAUGGAAACCAAAUUACUCUGUGUUGCUGUCUUUUGUGUCUAGCAGUUGAGAGAAUGAGACGACCAUCCUAUUGUUGGGUUCUGGGGUUGCCCUUUUCAAAAUAAAUUUCCUUUUAUUAUUGUUGUUGCUGCUUCAGUUAUUAGCAAAUGAACCAUUUGUUAUCAUACCCCCAAAUUACAAUCAUUUAAAUUUUCAUAAAAGAUGUUUCCCAAUGUAUUCUUUUUUUUUUUUUAAGGGCUAACAUUGUGCAUUUAUGUAACAACAAUCCAGUACAAUGUAGAAAAUGGAGCACAAAUUUGGGACAAAAGAAUGUCAAUUUAAAAAUACCUGUAGGUAGGACAAUUAUUAGCCAUGUGCAACAAUUAUGGAUUUAAAUAAUGACCACUAUAUUUUACAGAUGAAAACUCUUCCCAACAUAUUUUGCCUCCAAAAUGCCAUAGUUCAUUCCCUCAACUGCUGUCAAUAGGGUAGAUGCUUUGAUUUUUUUUUUCCAUCCACCACCCCCAAGUUAUAGUGCUGUACUGCUCAUUUGUGUUUAGAAGUGUGCAUUAUGCAAAUCAUUUUAGUAUGCUACUUGUGUUGUUUAUUUUUUGGUUCUUUUAAUAAAAUGCAUAAAUUUCA